This is a messenger RNA of Sinocyclocheilus rhinocerous, 2635 nucleotides long. RefSeq lists its product as uncharacterized. The transcript has 7 exons. Bases 5 to 1864 code for a protein of 619 amino acids. Gene Ontology annotation, biological process: regulation of telomere maintenance via telomere lengthening; telomere capping. NCBI's taxonomy places the organism in Eukaryota, Metazoa, Chordata, Actinopteri, Cypriniformes, Cyprinidae. Gene Ontology annotation, cellular component: shelterin complex. Gene Ontology annotation, molecular function: telomeric repeat DNA binding. The record is from RefSeq and is a predicted model, not a curated record.
CAUCAUGACAGUGUUAAAGACUGAAACUGCUGCUUUGGCUGGAAUGAGUGAAAACUUGUGGUUGGAAAAAGCAUGUGCUCACCUUAUUCCUGCUUUACCAUUAUGGAUCAUUGAAUAUGCAUGGACUAAACGGAUGAUGGAGGUCUUAGAAGCUCUAGGACCCCCAUUAUGGCUAGAAGGUGACUGGCAUCAUCUGACCCUUGAAGAGCCGUGCAGAAUCCGUGUGGUGGCAGCAGAGGUCUGGAGGAUCGUGCAAGCCAGAGACAUCAAGCACUUUGAGAGAGUCACUGAGUUUGUGGAUGUUACGUACACACUUGUGCCAAGACUAGUGACCCCCAUCAAACACAUGAAGAUCAUGUUUGGUCUGCAGACUCUGGUUAUCAUGUGGAUGUUGUGGAAUGACCAGAGCACUGCUAAAAUCUCUGACAAGAUUGAAAACUUUUUCCCUAAAAGCCUUCCGGAGUAUCACAAAUGUAGCCGCAGGAACAUGGAUCUCAUGCAGAAAAACCAGGAAGAUUUCAAGGCCUUUGCUCAUGUUCUGGCCAGAGACAGGGAUAUGCGUGAGACUUACAUUCGGGAUUUAAUGGAGGAGCAAUAUGGUGAACGCUAUGCACAGAAACUGGAGGAGAGACUUGUACACUAUUUGGGAGAGCUAGAUAAAGUCCUGCCACAACCAACGUGUAUUGAACAGGUACUGAAGCAGUCCCAUUCAUAUGGGAGAGGAGAGAAGAUCCUAAAAAAAUUACUUUCAAGGGAUAGUGCAUCUCUAGCCACAGUUCUGAAGAGACUCCUGCAUUGCGCUGUAACAACAAAUCAGAGCCUUGACGAAAGUCUCUCACCAUCACUUUCAAACACUUGUGAGGUACAAAGGGACGCUGAAGUUGUUAAACCAUCCAAUGGUACUCUCCGUGUAUUUUUGAGGUCAUCUCAGAACAGCACAAAGGAGAAUCGACUCUCACAAACCAGCACAAAAGAGCUGUUUAGUUCUCAGGGCUUGUGGCAGAAUAGAAACACAGAAACUAUUUCACCUCAGGAGAAGAUUUGUGAUGAUGGAGUAAUUGUUACGUCUACGCAGUUGUCAGAUUCUGAAAUAGAUCAGAUUGACUUCAGCCAGUCUCUUCUGGUGGAGAAGGACCUGGUUGGGAGGCACAGACAGAAGAAAACUCAAUCUGAGCCAGAACAGAAGGAAAGUCAGACUGAUUUUCCAGAGCAGAUCUGCUCCAGACAUGGCAAAAAAAUGAGGAGCAUCCUUCAGGAAUGUUCUGAAGAGCUUGAUGGAGGAGUCGUACAAGCAGAAUGCACUCCCACAUCAACCCAGAGCACACCACCUCUUCUCCCGUACACACCACAACCUCAAGCAUCUCCAAACCAGCACUCAUUGUCCUCUAACCCAGAUUCAUCCUCUACGAACAUUUCACAGUCCUACAUCCAGCAGGUCAGUCUUUCACCAGUGUCCUCAAAGAAUCCAGUUGCUCCUUCACCUUCAGUUCUCCAACAGUCCUCCUCAUCAUCUCAGUCCACAGCCUCAAAGCAACUCGCAAUCAAUGCAGGACAGAUUUUAGCUACCGUUGUCUUCACCGAACCAAGCAGAACUGAUGAACACAAUCUGACACUGUCCUUAGAGAGUCAAAGCUUCCUAAUGCAGUCCAAGUGGCUUCAACCUCAAGUGUGCCUUAAUAGACUAAGCAAGGAAGAAUGUGCAAGAGCCAUGGAUUCAUACAGAGCCCGUGAAAUUUUAGAAGGAGAACAAGAGCCUAAAGAUGAUCAAUACAUGUUAUUUGAUGUAAAUGCAUUGUAUUCUGAUUCAUACUCCGAAGACUCCGAUUCAACAGACUCUGAUGACCCUGAUUACAAGCCUGACUAAGACUAAAACAGAGGACAUCACAAAGAAAGUCCCAGUGAAUGUAGUCUUCAUCAUGUUUUUCAGAUGCAUAGCUACUCAAACACCGAUUUUAGCAUUUUGCUUUGGAUGUUUGAAUAAACUCGCAUUAGGGUUGGGAAAAUAUGCAGCUUUUUUACUAUAUUUUCCCUUAUGGAGAUCAAAUUGCUUAAAGCUCUUGAUGGUCAGCAGGUCAGUCUUUCACCAGUGUCCUCAAAGAAACCAGUUACUCCUUAAUCUUCAGUCCACCAACAGUUCUCCUCACAAUUUCAGUCCACGGUCUCAAAGUAACUUGGCACUUAAAGAAUCAACACAGGAGAGAUUUUAGCUACCGUUGUCUUCACCGAACCAAAGAACACAAUCUGAAACUGUCCUUAGAGAGUCAAAGCUUCCUCAUGCAGUCCAAGUGGCUUCAACCUCAACUAUGCCUUCACAGAUUGACCAAGGAAGAAUGUGCAAGAGCCAUGGAUUCAUACAGAGCCUGUGACAAUUUAGAAGAAGAAAAUUGCAGCUUUUCACCUUAUUUUACCUCAUCAUUUACCUCACGGUAGUUAAAAUGCUUAGUCUUUCACCAGUGUCCUCAAAGAAACCAGUUGCUCCACCAACAGUUCUCCUCAUCUCAAUCCACAGCCUCAAAACAACUUCAGUGCAGGACAGAUUUUAGCCACCAUUGUCUUCACCAAACCAAGCUGAACCAAUGAACACAAUCUGAAACUGUCCUUAGAGAGUCAAAGCUUCCUCAUGAAGUCCAAGUGG